Molecule: messenger RNA, 2244 nt
Organism: Hyposmocoma kahamanoa
Lineage: Eukaryota; Metazoa; Arthropoda; Insecta; Lepidoptera; Cosmopterigidae
Gene: AGBE
Product: 1,4-alpha-glucan-branching enzyme
Exons: 15
Coding region: 54-2108 (684 amino acids)
Biological process (GO): glycogen biosynthetic process
Cellular component (GO): cytoplasm
Molecular function (GO): 1,4-alpha-glucan branching enzyme activity; hydrolase activity, hydrolyzing O-glycosyl compounds; cation binding
Source: RefSeq, a predicted model, not a curated record
UGUGAAGCGCGUGCGCACUUCGAGCCGGUUUUAUAAACAUCUACAUAGAUAGAAUGGGUGGUAACUAUUCAGCCAUGGACCCAAUGGAGGUGCCUGUCCCGGAGUUAGCCAAAUUACUCGAAAGGGACGGCUAUUUGAAACCUUACGAGAGAGAAAUCAGACGCAGGUAUGGCUGCUUUAAAGACAUAUGGGACAGAAUGGAGUCUUGGGAAGGAGGGAUAGAUGCUUUUACACAAGGGUACAAAUACUUCGGACCACAGUACCACUCUGACGGAGGCGUCACGUGGCGCGAAUGGGCUCCCGGCGCACAUUCUAUGCAUCUACAAGGAGAGUUUAAUGGCUGGAAUUCCAGAAGCCAUGCAUUCAAGAAGCUAGAGUUCGGCAAAUGGGAGCUGUACAUAGCUCCUAAUCCAGACGGAAGCUGUCCUCUCAAACACCAGAGCAGAGUGCAGAUCAUCGUCAACGAGCACCUGUAUCGAGUAUCUCCUUGGGCCAGUUAUGUGAAACCUUUCGAAGGAUUUACUUAUCAGCAAUUCAUUUACAGGCCAGAAGAGGCAUACCAAUUCAAACAUCCAAAAGUGAAUCGCCCUGCAUCUUUACGUAUCUACGAGAGUCAUGUCGGAAUCGCAACAUCUGAGGGUAGAGUCGGCACGUACGACGAAUUCAGGGAAAAUAUUCUUCCGAGAAUUAAAAAACAAGGUUACAAUGCUAUUCAACUUAUGGCCAUCAUGGAGCACGCAUAUUAUGCAUCUUUCGGGUACCAAGUCACAAGUUUCUUUGCAGCUAGCAGUCGUUACGGCACUCCUUGUGAACUGAAAAGGCUAAUCGACAGAGCGCAUGAACUUGGCCUUUACGUAUUACUCGAUGUGGUACACUCACACGCCUCCAAGAACACCCUAGAUGGUCUCAAUGAGUUUGAUGGCACUAAUUCCUGCUACUUCCACGACGGACCUCGUGGAACUCACAGUUUGUGGGACAGCCGGCUUUUCAAUUAUUCUGAAACUGAAGUUUUGAGGUUCCUGUUGUCAAAUCUCAGAUGGUAUCAAGAAGAAUAUCAGUUUGACGGAUUCAGAUUUGACGGUGUAACGUCUAUGUUGUACCACAGUCGCGGUAUAGGCGAAGGUUUUUCGGGUCACUACGAUGAAUACUACGGCCUUAACGUAGACACAGAGGCCUUGGUCUACCUUAUGCUUGCCAAUGAACUCAUUCACAAAUUUGAUAAGAAGGCCAUUACUAUCGCUGAGGAUGUAUCUGGUAGGCCAGCGUCGUGUAGACCUGUCGCCGAAGGAGGUACCGGUUUCGACUAUCGCCUGGGCAUGGCCAUCCCCGACAUGUGGAUAAAGCUGCUGAAGGAGGAAAAAGACGAGGAUUGGAAGAUGGGACACAUAGUUCACACGCUCACGAAUAGACGAUGGAUGGAGGGAACAGUUGCUUAUGCUGAGAGCCAUGAUCAGGCUCUUGUUGGUGACAAGACCAUAGCGUUCUGGCUGAUGGAUGCGGCGAUGUACACCCACAUGAGCACACUGAGCGAGCCGAGCCCCGUGGUGGAGCGGGGGCUGGCUUUACAUUGCAUGAUCAGACUUAUUACGCAUUCUCUUGGAGGGGAGGCAUAUUUGAACUUUAUUGGCAACGAAUUCGGUCACCCCGAAUGGCUUGACUUUCCGCGGGCUGGAAACAACUCCUCAUAUCAUUACGCGCGUCGCCAAUGGCACCUGGUCGAUGACGAUCUUCUCAAGUAUAAGUUCCUGAAUCAGUUUGAUAGAGACAUGAACGAGUUGGAGGAGAAAUAUGGCUGGCUGCAUGCUGACCCUGCUUACGUCUCUUGCAAACACGAAGGCGACAAGGUAAUAGCGUUUGAACGCGCGGGUCUGCUGUUCGUCUUCAACUUCCACCCUUAUCAGAGCUUCACUGACUACAGGGUUGGCGUCAAUGUCGCUGGAAAUUAUCAGGCGGUUCUGUGUUCAGACAGCAAAAAGUAUUCAGGAUUCGGACGCGUCGAGCCUCAAGGAGAACACCACAUCACACAAGGCAUGCCAUGGGGGAAUAGAAUGGAUUCAAUACAGAUUUACAUCCCAUGCCGCACGGCAAUAGUAUAUGCAAGAGUUUAAAGUAGUGCUAAUCUUAUUACAAUUGAAUAAUUCAGUAAUUGUUAGAUUACAUAUAGUUGUUAUAAAUUCUUUAUUUCCUUGAGAAACUAUUUUUGUAUAGAUACAAAGAAUUUUUAUCAAGGAUAUUUAUUGUUGA